This is a messenger RNA of Orbicella faveolata, 868 nucleotides long. RefSeq names its product monocarboxylate transporter 10-like. Lineage: Eukaryota; Metazoa; Cnidaria; Anthozoa; Scleractinia; Merulinidae. Gene Ontology annotation, molecular function: transmembrane transporter activity. The record is from RefSeq and is a predicted model, not a curated record. Gene Ontology annotation, biological process: transmembrane transport.
CUCCCUGGCAGCUGAUUAAAAUGUAAGACUUUUACCCACCAAUGAAAUUACUAACUAACUGCCGGCUUCUUUUCUAUAAUACUCAAUUACGACGCCAAAUGACGACAGAUGCUUUCAGUUGAUUGUUAUUUGUUACUUUGCCCAUCAUUGAUUCUCACUUUCUCGUUCAGUCAUGAGUUCUUCAGGAUCAGACAACGAGGAGACAAGCCCACCACAGCAAUUCACAAGGCAAAACAGAUUCGCCUUCGCAUCGAACAUCAAAAUCAUUCCCGAAGGCGGAUGGGGCUGGGUAAUAUGUGGCGCUGCUUUCGUGGCUCAGUUAAUAGUCAUGGGGAUCCAUAACUCGUUCGGCAUUCUGUACACCACGCUGCUUGAGGAGUACCAAAAAUCCAAGGCAGAAACCGGUAUGUUAGAUUUAUACGUUGGAGUAAUGUACCUAUUUGGACCAAUCACAAGCGGGCUCAGCGAAAGAUACGGAUGUAAAGUGGUUGCAUUCCUUGGAGGCUUGCUGUGCUUCCUGGGAUUGCUCUUGACGUCAUUUGUUUCUGACUUAAGUAAGCUCUACAUGACCUACGGCGUCCUGUGGGGUAUAGGGUCGAGCUUUUGUUACUUUCCCACACUGACUGCCCCCGGGGAGUAUUUCUGUCAGCGGCUAUCCUUGGUGAAUGGCAUUGUAACAGCUGGUAAUGGAAUUGGUACGUUAACAUUCGGCCCAGUCCUCCAGUACAUCCUUCAGCGUUACGGCCUGGCCAUCUCGCUGCGCAUACUCAGUGGAGUGACACUGCUGCUGCUAGUAGUGGCAUUGACUUACAAGCCGUUUCGUUCGCCGCUUGAAGAAUUGUUUGAAGUUAAGCGACAACCAGCUUAA